Loxodonta africana (African savanna elephant) is the source of this 1235-nucleotide messenger RNA. It is a transcript of the gene BCAP31, whose product is annotated as B cell receptor associated protein 31. Gene Ontology annotation, biological process: endoplasmic reticulum to Golgi vesicle-mediated transport; intracellular protein transport. The transcript is spliced from 8 exons. Bases 154 to 894 code for a protein of 246 amino acids. Gene Ontology annotation, cellular component: endoplasmic reticulum; endoplasmic reticulum membrane. The record is from RefSeq and is a predicted model, not a curated record. NCBI's taxonomy places the organism in Eukaryota, Metazoa, Chordata, Mammalia, Proboscidea, Elephantidae.
GGCGGCUGCGGCGGCAGCGCGUGCGUGGUGGCUGAGGUGAAAUUCGGCCAGCGGCCUGCGCGCUGGUGUGUGCGCUGAGGUCCUCAGGCACCUCGACGGGAGCAGCGGGGCUGGAAAGUGCUUACUUCAUUGGAAACCAUCUAGCUGCAGAGGAUGAGUCUGCAGUGGGUCGCAGUUGCCACCUUCCUCUAUGCAGAGGUCUUUGCUGUGUUGCUUCUCUGCAUUCCCUUCAUUUCUCCGAAAAGAUGGCAGAAGAUUUUCAAGUCCCGCCUAGUGGAGCUGGUGGUGACAUAUGGCAACACCUUCUUUGUGGUUCUCAUUGUCAUCCUUGUGCUGCUGGUCAUUGACGCUGGCCGUGAGAUUUGGAAGUAUGAUGAUGUGACGGAAAAGGUGAACCUCCAGAACAAUCCCGGGGCUAUGGAACACUUUCACAUGAAGCUUUUCCGUGCCCAGAGGAAUCUCUACAUUGCUGGCUUUUCCUUGCUGCUGUCCUUCCUGCUUCGACGCCUGGUGACUCUUAUCUCCCAGCAGGCCACACUGCUGGCCUCCAAUGAAGCCUUUAAAAAGCAGGCAGAGAGUGCUAGCGAGGCGGCCAAGAAGUACAUGGAGGAGAACGACCAACUGAAGAAGGAAGCUGGUGCUGACGGAGGCAAGUUGCGCAUUGGGGAAGCUGAGGUGAAGGUGGAGGAAGAAAACAAGAGCCUGAAGGCUGAUCUGAAGAAGCUGAAGGAGGAGCUGGCCAACACCAAGCAAAAACUGGAGAAGGCUGAGAACGAGGCCCUCGCCAUGCAGAAGCAGUCAGAGGGCCUGACCAAGGAGUACGACCGCCUGCUGGAGGAGCACGCCAAGCUGCAGGCAGCGGUCGAUGGUCCCACGGACAAGAAGGAGGAGUGAGGAGAGGCGCUCUGUCCUCCCUGCCCACAGCUGCCUCCCACCUGGCACAUGCUUGCACAGUACCGCAGCUCACUGCCUUCUGCCUCCCCCUCCCCAGACGCACUUCCGUUGCUUGUUCCACCUCGGGCCGUCCCCUCUCCAGCAUUUGACAGGGGCCUGGUUUCUACAAAUUCCCUGUGAUUCUGCCCCAGCCCGCCCCCAGUUUCCAUUUCCAGAAGGUGUGGGCCGGCCUGGGUAGGGGCUGCUUCCUGGUUGUUGAGCCCCCUUUCCUCUGCUCCUGUGGGAGGGUGCAGCAGGCACAGCAGUUCUUGGGGCAAUAAAAGUUGUUGUUAUGAUGCAAA